Molecule: messenger RNA, 1603 nt
Organism: Lethenteron reissneri (Far Eastern brook lamprey)
Lineage: Eukaryota; Metazoa; Chordata; Hyperoartia; Petromyzontiformes; Petromyzontidae
Product: nucleotide triphosphate diphosphatase NUDT15-like
Biological process (GO): dGTP catabolic process
Cellular component (GO): cytosol
Molecular function (GO): 8-oxo-7,8-dihydrodeoxyguanosine triphosphate pyrophosphatase activity
Source: RefSeq, a predicted model, not a curated record
GCCACGUGGCCUGAUGGUGACCCGAGGCAGACGUGUCUCGUGAGCACGAGAGGCCCCCCAAGUGCCUCGCGAGGGCCGUGGGGGCUUGAACUGGACGCGAAACGUUGGACGCGAUCGAUUAAAAGAUCGACGGAGGGCUGCACUGCGGUGUUGCUGUCAAUUCUCCCAAGUGUCCCCAGCCCUCUGCCAACACAAGUCCGCACCGGGCCUUUCAUUUGACCUUGCAGCAAUGGACAGCUGCUGUUGGGUUUUGUGGCCGCCAGCGUGAAUUGCACAGCGCAGCAACUUGUAAUCAUAGCGUGGGACGUGUGAACGCCGAGUUGUGCAGAGUAGAGACGCCGGGGGAAACGGACCGCGCUUGUGACCGCGAUGUCGGCGAUUCUCACCCCAACUUCUCAGCGCUGUCUUCGCGCUUUCUCCCGCCUCGUGAGCAAUCCCGCAGCGUGCAAGAUUCUGAAGCCGGGGCCGAGCCGACCCUUGAAAAGCGCCGUCUCUGCCGACCACCGGCACCACCACCACCACCACGAGCGCCGACCCGGUGUGGGCGUGAUGGUCGUGGUGCACAGCGCCCUGCGCCCCGGCUGUGUGCUGCUGGGACGCCGCAAGACCGGCCCUGGCGCCGGCCUCUACCAGCUGCCUGGCGGAUACCUGGAGUUUGGCGAGGAGUGGGAGGAGUGCGCGAGGCGGGAGGCGCUGGAGGAGACGGGACUGCGCGUGUGCGACGUGCGCUUCUCCACCGUCGUCAACUCCGUGCGCCGCGACGAGGGCAGCCACUUCGUCACUAUCUUCAUGCGGGCCGCCGUGGACCUCGCGUUCCGGCAGGAGCCACAGAACGUGGAGCCACACAAGAACGAGGCUUGGGUGUGGACGCCGUGGGAGGAGCUGCCUCCGCCAAGUCAACUUUUCUGGGCCCUGUCCGUUGCCAAGCGGCAGGGGUACCACCCGUUCCGGGACCCAGAGGCACCGGCUGGAACGUGACCGCGAGCCUGGGCCACGCUGAGAAUGGCGGUGGUUAUGAGUGGGGCCGCAUGCAUAAGAAGAAAACGGACUUCCCACCAAGCUGAGGCCAAAAUGCCAGGAUACCAGCGAGAUGAACACCGCCCAUAUAAAAUGCACUGUGAUAACGACACGCAGUAUACAAUGUAUUUUAAAUGCACUAGGAAUGCAUUCGCGAAGCGCACGUGUGUUAAAUACACUCGCGAGUAUGUUACACGAUUUAUGUAUAUUGAAAUCGUGAGAAUACAUUAUAGAGUGUGCGAGUGUACGUUAAGUGUAAUCGAAUAGCAUGUAUACAUUUUUUUGGUGGGGGAGGGGGGCGGGCUAAUUAUCUCUUGUAGAUAUUCUGCAUUCCCAUUCACGGAGCGCCGUUCAUGGCAACCCAAUGCUGAAUCAGGGUCUCGGGUUAUUUGGACAUACUUCGCCAUGCCGAUCAGUACGGAAGCUAUGAAGGGAGACAGCAUAGACCGGGGCGCAUAGCGUAUAGGACGAUAAAUUGAUUUUUCUGCACUGCUAUUUUCUGACCACCGUGGAUGGAGUGCCACAGCUUUUGGCAAUGGUUCUUACCUUUUACUGCAGCCUUGCACCUCUUUGGUUCUCAAUCGUA